Molecule: messenger RNA, 7940 nt
Organism: Canis lupus familiaris (dog)
Lineage: Eukaryota; Metazoa; Chordata; Mammalia; Carnivora; Canidae
Gene: AVPR1B
Product: arginine vasopressin receptor 1B
Exons: 2
Coding region: 549-1811 (420 amino acids)
Biological process (GO): regulation of systemic arterial blood pressure by vasopressin; G protein-coupled receptor signaling pathway; positive regulation of vasoconstriction
Cellular component (GO): membrane
Molecular function (GO): vasopressin receptor activity; peptide binding
Source: RefSeq, a predicted model, not a curated record
CCCGCUCCGCUCCGGUGGCUGCGCUCGGGGGGGCCCCCUGGCCGCAGCUCCCCGCCCCGCGGGCUUCCUGGGGCUUCCAGCCCAGCAGCCGAUGCCAAAGGCCCCAACCUCGCCUCCAGGCAGGCUUAGGGACAUCGGUUUCGGCUUCCAGAAAAGUUGGGAGAAAGUGAAUUUGGAAUGGAUUGGGAAGUAGUAGCAGCUCCCCAGGCUCCUUUCCCUUCCAGAAGCUUCAUCCUGCACAGCCUCAUCCAUUCUUCUUUUCCUGACACCUUGUUUCCAUCCCUGAGCCCUCUUUCUCUUCGCUCCUAGGUCUUACCUCCACACUGUGUGAUCAGCGUCUUCUCCUUCCUUAUCUUUCUCUCUCUGAUCCUGUUAACCAUUUCUACCUAUUUUCACCUUCUCCCUGUCAUUGUCUUCUUUCUCCCCUCCUAAAACCUUGAAGCCUCCCACUCCAAUUCACCCAUCAAAGCCCUCCACUCUCCCCCCCACCCCCAACACUAUCCAUCCCUCUCUCUACCUCCUCCUCUUCCCUCCCAGCAAAGUCAACCAUGACUUCUGGGCCUACCUGGGCUGCCAGCUCCACUCCCGGGGGCGCCUUCUCUGCCCCCAAUGCCACCACACCCUGGCUGGGCCGGGAUGAGGAGCUGGCCAAGGUGGAGAUCGGAGUCCUGGCCACCGUCCUGGUGCUGGCGACAGGGGGCAAUCUGACUGUGCUGCUGACCCUGGGACAGCCAAGCCGCAAGCGCUCCCGCGUGCACCUGUUUGUUCUGCACCUAGCCCUCACUGACCUGGGCGUGGCACUAUUCCAGGUGCUGCCCCAGCUGCUGUGGGACGUCACCUACCGCUUCCAGGGCCCUGACCUCCUCUGCCGGGCUGUCAAGUAUCUCCAGGUGCUCAGCAUGUUUGCCUCCACCUACAUGCUGCUGGCCAUGACGCUGGACCGCUACCUGGCUGUUUGUCACCCUCUGCGCAGCCUCCAGCAACCCAGUCAGUCCACCUACCCGUUCAUCGCCGCUCCCUGGUUGCUGGCUGCCGUCCUCAGCCUGCCUCAAGUCUUCAUCUUUUCUUUGCGGGAAGUGAUCGAGGGCACCGGGGUGCUGGACUGCUGGGCAGACUUCCGCUUCCCUUGGGGGCCUCGGGUCUACAUCACCUGGACCACCCUGGCCAUCUUUAUCCUGCCCGUGGCCAUGCUCACAGCCUGCUACAGCCUCAUCUACCAUGAGAUCUGUAAGAACCUAAAAGUCAAGACGCAGGCUCGGAAGGUGGAAGGAAGAGGCUGGAGGGCCUGGGACAGGACCUUGCCUUCUGGCCCAGCCGCAGCCACUCGGGGGCUGCCGUGCCGAGUCAGCAGCAUCAGCACCAUCUCCAGGGCCAAGAUCCAAACUGUGAAAAUGACUUUUGUCAUUGUGUUGGCCUACAUCGCCUGCUGGGCACCCUUCUUCAGCGUCCAGAUGUGGUCCGUGUGGGACAAGAACGCUCCUGAUGAAGAUUCAACCAAUGUGGCUUUCACCAUCUCCAUGCUCUUGGGCAACCUCAGCAGCUGUUGCAACCCUUGGAUCUAUAUGGGCUUCAACAGCCACCUGCGCCCGCGCCCGCUGCGCCGCCUGCCCUGCUGCUGGGGGCCCCAGGCGCGCCCCCAGCUCUCCAGCCACAGCCCCUCGAGCCGCCGCACCACGCUGCUGACCCGCUCUAGCGGCCAGCCCCCCCUCACCCUCAGCCCCAGCCUCAGUGGGGGCCCCGGGCCUGAAGGCUCACCCAAAGACUCAGCGCAGGUGGACGCAGAGGCCUCCACAGAGACCGUCGCCUUUUAGGGAACAUUCGCCAGAGCAGGGUGCGCCCAUGGGACUAGCAGAGGAUCUCUGCUCAUCUCAGCACUGGGUGUAAAUGCUGGGGGGGCUGGGGUUGGAGUUCGGGGGAGACCACUUUGAGGCCAGAAUGGCUGCCCUGCCCUUGAUGUUACAGGUGCCUCUGGUGUGCCGGCGGACCCUCGUGUGCUCGCAGUCUCACACCCUGGAAAUCGGGGAGAGUCAAGCCUCUGUUUCCCUGAUCCCGCACAUUUACAGUGUACCUGGAACUCACCCAUGUGGUGGAUGUGGUGCCCCAGAUCUCAGGCAGGCCUAGGACGGCCUUGACUAGGGGUUCACAGAGGACCGGGACUCAGGCCGGUCUCCCGCCUUGACUCUUUGUCCCAUCCUAUCCCGACUAGCACACCCAGCCAGCCGGGAGAGGGGAGGAGUGAAAACCUGUGAGAAGGAUCCUAUUUCUCUAUCUCCAUCCUGGAUUUGUCUGUUUGUUUUGUAGCGGGAGGCUUCUUUAAUGAAGGAAACCAAAGAGGGGUGGGUGAACAGGUACCUCGGCUUUGCCUGCUGUGCCCACCUGUCUACUGAAGGGAGAUGCAGGAUUUGGCACAGCACCUGCAGCUAGUAAAAAUUCCACAAAUGCUCGUGUUCCUUCUCCCCGUAUCAUCCACCUUUACAGGACAGGUAAUAGGGCAAAGUAGACUCAUCGGUGUGACCCACUGGAAGGGAGUAUGCGAAGGAGGGAGGAAAGAAGAAGAUGAAAAUGAUCACAGUAAGAUUAAGAGUGGGCGAAGCCUCUGAGGCAGCACUCGUUGGUGGCUCUCCUUCCUUCUCUAAGGGAAUUUGCACUUCGCCCUCCUCGGGGCUGGCCCAGAGGAAACAACCUUACAGAAAAUGUGGCUGAAUCAUGGCUCUGGAUUUCCUUGAGGUUUUUCAGGGCUUCCCUAUGAGCCAUGCAUGCUGUGAUGAAGUCAAGAGCCCAGGAUCUGAGACACGACUCUGACCUCGGGAAGGUCCCCUCCCUUCUCUGGGCCUCUGUCUUCUCACUUAUUAGGACAGAGAUGAUCCAAAAGAUCUUUCCCAGCUUUACCCUGUCGUGAGUUUGCAAGACUGGGGCCUGGGGUUACAGCAGAGCCUUUUCUAACCAGCAAGCUCUAGAAGAAUUGUUGGAUUCUCAUGGCAAUGACAUUUAUACCCUUUGACUCAAUUCUGGUGGCUGUGAAUCCUGCAAUGGCCAGACUGUCUACUUUUGCCCUCAACUCAGUGCUACUGAAGUGGGAGAGGCAGCAGAGCAGAUAGACUCUGGGACGUUGCCCUGCUCCUCCUCAUUAUCUCCAGUGGGACUUAAAUCUCGGGGUGGCUUCCCCACCCGAAUUCUGGUUCUAAACUAAGAGAUGGUCUUGGCAGUGGAAAGGGCAUCAGCUGGAAAGUCAGGAGAACCGGGUCUUGGUUCUGCCACCAUGAUAACCGACAUGGGGAGGAUGUCGACUGAUCCUUCAUCUCUGUUAUGAGGUCAAAUAGGACUGUGGACGUAAAAGUGGUUGGUGGACUCAGGAGCUGUCUACCAGUGGAAAGGCCGCCAGGCUAACAAACAGCUCCUGAGAGCAGCUCCAGGGAACAGGUUCUCUGCCCUUCACUCUGAGGGAAGCUGUAGGAAAUGACUGCAACUUUGAGCUUUAAGAGGUCACUCAGCUCUGAGAAGCCUUCUUCGGCUUCCUUAAAAGAAAAGAACCUAAGCUGAGUUAUGAGAGAGCAAAGCAUCCCAAGCCUUCAGUGCUAAGGAACCAGGGAGUGGGACACAGACCCUAAUGGGACCCAGGUUCAGGGCAGACGUGAGGGCCCACAGCCUCUCUUCACUACGUUCUGUUGCCUACAUCAGUCCCUGACAUCCAACUGCUCCUUCCCUGUGCAUCUGUCCUGGUGGAGCUGGGCUCAGGGGCCUCCCCUGUCAGCAUGAGCUGCUGAAGGUCCUCCUGCCCUGUGUACAUAAGCCAGGCCCCUGCCUUUCUCACCACGGAUCCCAUCCCUCGUGCCCUAGUCAGUGCCGAGUAAACCAUGGCUCAUCGUGAUGACCAGGAGGGAGAAGGGACAUCAGCUUUGCAUUCCAAAGCCCUGGGUUUGAGUCCUGCUCUCACAGGAUCUUGGGCAAGUCCUCUAAUCUCUCUGCUCAAUGAUUUCCUUUUGUGCUCAGUAGAAACAAUAAUGUCUACUUUGUUGCGGGUGGGGGUUGCUAUAAGACCUUGGACUAUAGGACAGUCUACCAUGGCCUGGCUCCAGAUUGCAUCUGGUGAGUAAGCUCCUGUGGGAAGCAUGAGGAGGGUCUCUGUUUUCAUUUCUGACAGCUAACCCUAGGAGGAGUGGAACCAGGCUGUCCCCGGGCUGGGCACUUUUGUGAAAUGUUUGUGCCAUCCUGUGGACUCUAUGAAAUACUUCAAUCCCUUAGAACCCCCGUGGGAGUAGGGGGUAGGGGUGGGCAGGACAGAGGAUGGCAGGAGGCGAAUUGGUUGACUAUGGAGAUUUCUCAGAAGGGUUUUUUAUGUCGUUUGGUAUAUAGGCCAGUAUGUUUCCAGAUGUCUGUGUCUGUGUUUUGUAUGUAAAUAGGUCUUUUUAUUUAUCAAGGAGCUCGAGACUCAGCCCAGGCUGCAGUGGCUCACUCCUAGGUGAGGAAUCCAGAGAUGGGGUUGAAAGUGACCAAUAAAACUCCAUAACCAGGAAAUGUCUGGCCAUGUUUGUUUCCUAGGGGCAGUGACAACAGGAUGUUCAAGCUGAAAUAAGAUUUGUUCCCCUUGCUUAGGGUAGUGAUGUGGAAGAGAGUUUGAGGGAUGGGGAGGGACCUUCACCCACUUAAGAGCAAAACAGGAGCGUCCUGGCAUUUGCCCUGGGGCCACACGGUGGCAGUCUGGAGCUGAAAGUGAGUGAAGCUGAGCUGACCCCCAGGGCAGGCUGGGGAAGCCGGCAGCCUCUCACUCUAGUAUCUGCUACCUUUCCCUACAGUUCUGGAGUCUUGGCUCCUUGUUUGACCCAGUUCUCCAGAGAUAACCUGAACACAUGCUUCUCUCUCUCAUGGAGGAUAUAUUUGUCAAGAAAGGGCAAAGAACAAAGGCAAGGUGAGGGACCAAAUGUAGAAAUUGUUGCCUGAAAAGAUGAGUGUUUGAGAGAGCUCAAAAACACAGAGGAGCUGGAGUUAUUAUAAUGUGUUCAAUUUAGAUACUGGGGCAUGGGGAAGGAGGCCUUUUUUUUUUUUUUUAAAGAUUUUAUUUAUUCAUGAAAGACAGAGAGAGAGAGAGGGAGAGAGGGACAGAGGCAGAGACACAGAUAGAGGGAGAAGCAGGCCCCAUGCAGGGAGCCCGACGUGGGACUCGAUCCUGGGUCUCCAGAAUCCCACCCUGGGCUGAAGGUGGCACUAAACCACUGGGCCACCAGGGCUGCCCGGAAGGAGGCCUUUUGAGAGUCCGCUGGCCCCAGAAAUGUGUCCUGAUCUCGGGAGCAAAAAACCCACUGAUGGCGGACGUAAAACACCUCCUCACCCCAGUAGGUCCCGAAGGCCCGUAAUACCACACGGAGUUCUACUGCAGUAAUAGUGGGCAUUUGGAUGCUUGCUCCUUUAGAUUACGACUCCGUUGAAGACUAGUCACAUUUAUUCUGGUCCACUAUCUAGUCCCAGUACAUUAAUGAUGUGUAAUCAACCAUCUACAUGUUGCUAGUAGCAAAUCAGCUUCUCUGUAUCUUGUAAGAGAAAGUUUUAAAAAAGAUUUUACUUAUUUGUUUAUUUGUUUAUUUGAGACAGAGAGAUGUGAGAAUGAGUAGGUGUGGGGAAUGGGGAAGGGCAGAGGGAGAAGCAGACUCCCCGCCAAGCAGGGACCCAGACAUGGGGCUCAAUCCUAGGACCCUGGGAUCAUGACCUGAGCAGAAGACAGAUGCUUAACUGACUGAGCCACCCAGGUGCCCCUGUAAGAUAAAUUGGAAGAGAUCUUUAUCCAGUGCACACUCAUGGAGGAAUCCAGAGUGGGGCACUCGGUCAUUCCCUGGAUGUUCCGAUGGCAUACGACAUGGAAGAAAGUGACUUCGUUUUGCUGAACACUGAGUUCCUCGAAAGGUGAUUGCUCAUACAAGCAACCAUCGGUACAGAUUUACACAGCUGACCUUCUAAGUUCACGGAGAUAUUACAUACAAAAGGACAUUUUAUUUCUAGCAACAUGGUUAGCAAUGAAUUUGAGGAUCACUUCAAACUGUUAGCUGGCCUCAGUCAUCAGCUUAUUGGCCCAAACUCCUUAGGACAUAAGAUGAACUUGCCUCUUCCCUUAUCGGGGCAUCGGAGAAGUCCUCUGCGUCACCGACGGUCAGCCCAGUCUCUAUUACUCACUGGGUAGAGUCACGUGUUCAACUGCAUGCAGAGACGGUGUUCUCUAAGAAUGCCAUCCCCAGAUAUUGUUAACCUCCAUGACGUAUUCAUUUGUUACAAAUGUCAUACUUUUGAAGCCAAUCACAGCAGAGUUCAUUACAGACCUUGAUUAGAUGGUCAGUAGCAUUCAGACCCCUGUGCUCCCCGACAUCACUCCCCACUCCGAGGGGCCCAGUCACAGAUAGUUCUCCUGUAGUUCUGUACAGGUCAGUCCCUGGAGCAUUUAUGGAGAGCCUGCAUCAGGUGGGCCUGCUCCCUUUCCCUCUGCCUUUUCUCCUAUCAAUCAAUUUUUUAGCCAUCUUUCUAAACUGAGGUCAGAAAUCACCCUUCUCUGGGAUGUUUAGUCUGAUGACAUCUGAUCUUAACACUCCAUACCCAUUCUGCCCAAACACUUCUAGGGUUUGUUUUCAUUGCUCUGUGUUAGUUCCUUUUUGUCACAGGUUUGGUACAUGCUCUUGCCUGUCCCCGCAACUGGGUCUGAAGUGCCUUGACCUCACCCACCCAGAUGUUCAAGUGUUCUUUAAAUGUAUGCUUCUCCAAAUCCCAGGGCCUUUCCAGAAUCCUGCAGGAAGCAGGCACUCCAUCCACGCUACCUUAGCUGUCCCCUCUCUUGGUGUUGGACCUGUCUCAGAGGUGUCCCUGCCCAGACUCAGUGUGUAUGGUGACUCAUCUGAACCUCUUCAACAUACCUGUAAAUUCCUCUUUUUUUUUCCCUUUUUAAAAGAGAUCAAUAAGAAGCAGUUUCAUUUCUAGAUACAAAGGCAGUGUUUUGGUGGUGACAUUGUUGGUGUUUAUUCCUCAUUCUGCCUCCCUAAUCAAUAAAAAUCUCUUUUUCUCUAUUAAGAAAAGCUUCCUAAGAAGAUGUCUUAGUCCAUUCCAGCUACCAUAACAAAAUGCCAUGAACUAGGUGACUUGUAAACAACACAAAUUUAUUUCUUUCAAUUUUGAACGCUAGAAGUCCAAAAUCAGGGUAGCAGCACGGUUGGUGAGGACCCUCUUCUGGGUUUCAACCAGAAACCCAGACUUUACAUGGGUUAUAUUCUCAAAAAGCAAAAGGGGCUAAGGAGCUCUGCAGGGUCUUUUUUAUGAAAGCACUAAUCCCAUACAUGAGGACACCACCCUCCCCAUCUAAUCACACCCGGAGGCCCCAUCCUUAAUACCAUCACCUUGGGGUUAGGAUUUCAACAUUUAAAUUCUAAGGGGCACAAAUAUUCAAAUUAUAGCAGGAAAGUAACAACAGUGGUAGGCAAAAGGUGGAGGGACACGUAGACUGGCAAAACUGCGCAGGCCCAGACACUGAAGCCAGAACCAUUUCUUCAGAUCAUCUUGGGAAGAGGAACCUGGGAAGAUGAAAGCUGCCCCCUGUGCAGCUUUUCUAGCCCCUGUACCAGGGCUAGAAAGGUCAAUUAUGGCCAGCAGGUAGAGCACGGGUAACAAAUCCUCUCUAAGACCUGAGUGCUUGAAUUUAGCCAGGCAUGUUCCUAGGUCAUCCAUUUCUUGAGAUGGUUUUUUAGCUAUUGUGAGCAAAUUUUUUUUUCAUUUCAUGUCUUAAUUGGCUGUUGGAAAAAUAUAUUGUAUAUUUAUCUAGUUUUUACUUACUGCAUGUUAUCAAUUAAAACAUUUUAAGUUAAUUGUCUGAGAUCUUGUAGGGCGAGGGUAUCUACAAACGAUGACAAAUUUUAUCCUCCUUUAUAAUAGCCCUCAUUUUAGUCAACUGUCUUAUUCCACCAAUUAGAACU